Uloborus diversus is the source of this 1700-nucleotide messenger RNA. Its product is annotated as protein DEK-like. The record is from RefSeq and is a predicted model, not a curated record. Lineage: Eukaryota; Metazoa; Arthropoda; Arachnida; Araneae; Uloboridae. Gene Ontology annotation, cellular component: nucleus. Gene Ontology annotation, biological process: chromatin organization; regulation of double-strand break repair. The coding region runs from base 241 to 1374 and encodes 377 amino acids. Gene Ontology annotation, molecular function: histone binding; DNA binding. The transcript has 14 exons.
GGUGCAGCUGACGAUAAACUACAUUUGUCAAACUGGAAUUCCCCUCUGCUCAAGUCUGCUGAAUCGGAAGAAAUAGAGAUUGUACCCGACAUACACAUACCGGAUGAUUGUGAAAGUUCUAGUGUUUUAGAUUGUGAUACUGCUAUUGAAAAUGAAUAUAUUGGAGUAAAGCUGAAAAACUUUUCCAACAUUCACUAUCAAGUGAUUAGUACACCAGCACUGAAAUUAACAGAUGUCCAUAUGAUAUUAUACCUGACGACGAGUGCUCAAAACAACAUCAGAAAAAAUAUUCUGGAGUUUUCUGGUUUCCCUUUCGAUGAAUCCUCGUCGGACUAUCAUUGUAGAAGGGGCUUAAUGGAACAGUUGAGCAUAGAAGAUCUGAAAGCUGUUGCCACGGUGUUAUGCGUCUCACAGUACAUUGUGGAUGAGAGUAGGAAUAGUCUCAUUGAUGCCAUUCUCAAGUUUCUACUGAAGCCCUCCGCACUGUUGAACAGUAGCACAAUAAUGCCGACAAUAUCACCUGUGCCAGUUCCCCGGUUGCCAGUCAAAAAGAAGGCAACAUCCACCACUUGUAAAGUUUCACAGAGUUCAUCCUCAGAAGUGGUGGUUUCGGACCUUCCCUCCGGUAUCGUCAUCUCCAAGGUGGAGAGCGUGGCGCCCAAGCCCUUUGUUAAUCAUUGCUCAAUGGGUAUUAAAAAGGAGGAUCAUAAACCUGAGCUCAAGAAGCUCCAAGCUUGUUUUUCUUCCUCGGACAUCGAGAUCGUCCCAAUACCCCUUCACCGUGAAUCUUCCAGGCGGGAAUCUCCAUGCUCCAGCAUCGAGAUUGUGCCUCUGCCCAUCAAAAAGGAGAAGCGCAAAGUUUCCAAAGAGGAUUCUUGUGUUAAGGAUUCUCCGAUCUGUCCAACGAGUGAGCUGCACGCCACUAAAAAAGAGAAUGAGUCUUUCCCCUCCACCUCAACACCUAUGUCAUUUCAUAUUAAGAGUGAGCCCUGUGAACACUCUUCCCCCCAAGAAUCCCCUUCACUGCCUAAAAGAUCACCUGCAGAAGCAGACGAAAACCAAACAGAUUUCAAGAAUUUGACUGCAGCUCGUGUGGUUCAAUACCUGGGAAGUGAUGAGGAUGACGACCAGCCCCUGUCUAAAAUGAUUGGACAUCCAAAUGAUGACCAGUUGAGAGCUCUUGUGAUCAAAAUCAUGAAGGAAUCAAAACUAGAAGAUGUCACAAUGAAGCAUGUGAUAUGCAGGGUGUUUGAGACUUAUCCGAAUUAUGACCUAGGAUAUCGCAAAGAAUUUAUUAAGUCCAUUGUCAGACAGAUCCUUUCACAGAUGGACAACCCGAAUUGCUCCGUCUCCACAACGGUGAUCAACAUUUAAGCCCCACCCUGUCAAAUGUGUGCCUAUUCGUGUUCAUGCCCCUGUUUUAACAUUCACACUGCGCGUGCCAUAUCGCAUCCGCCAAGCGGAAGGACUAUUCAUCGUUUCGUGCACCGUCGAAAGACUUCUAGCAGAAAGUUGACAUCGCUUUUAUCUCGUGUAUAUUUUACAAAGCUUAUAAAAUGGAUUGGUUUACGGUUCUCUUAUUUGUCUUAAAAAUCCUUUUCUUUGUCUGCGAUCAUCCGCUUAUGCUGUCUGUUUUGUUUUGUAACAUUGAAUCUCUGUAUAUUGCUUCAUGACUCCUACGACUUGUGUAUGUUUCCGAA